This is a messenger RNA of Symbiodinium sp. CCMP2592, 1860 nucleotides long. The record is from the annotation of a GenBank genome assembly. Lineage: Eukaryota; Dinophyceae; Suessiales; Symbiodiniaceae.
AUGCCUGUCAUGAACAUAGAAAGGUUGGAUGCUUUCUCAGUUGAGGCAUCACGGUUGCCCGACCAUGCCCGCGAAGUUGCUGCGGCAUUCAGCCGCGAUGGACUUGUCCGAAUCAAGAACGUCUUGCCCGUUGAAGUGUCGGAGGCGCUGUGCUGCCGAGUUCAAUCGGAGCUCGAGCAAAGACGGUAUGAGGGUGAUCCCACAUUCUUUGGGGAUGUUUAUGGCUACGAGGACUCCGGGCAUCGGUGGGAUCUGAAACUCCAGCUGUCAAACGAGGUGAAAAUUGCCCUCGUCAGCAUCUUGGGCCGUUUGCAAAAGGUGCACAAGCAUGAUGCAUGGAGCAGGUGGAGGAUCGGACAAGCUAGGUCUCGGAAGAUGAUAGGUGCUGGAAACGCUGCGACCUUCUUGGCAAUUGACGGAGAUGGCGGCCAUGUGUACUUUUCCUUCGGACCCUGGGCAGCCGGCACAUUGGCUUGGUUGGAUGAGGGUGGUGACGAUAUUUGCAGUGCUGACGAGCUUGCAAUCAUUGCGCAAGAACAAGAGCCAGCUCAUGUUGUGUUGAAGUAUCAGGAUGGAGAGCUCCACCUGGGAAUGAAAGAAGUUGACGAAGACAGCGCGGUCCUCUGUACCAUGAACAUGGGAGACUGUGUAGUGAUGGACAGCAGGCUUCUGCACUGCGGAACUGCGAACACAUCAGACUUGCACAGGUUCCUUUUUUACACAUCUUGGAUGCAGCCUGCAAGGAGGUCACGUGGGUCGACAAACAGCAUCCUGCCGCAGUACGAGGAGCGCUUCUCCCUCCGAGCUUGGCAGGAGUGGACAUCUCCGGGGUUUGGCGACCCUGGUCAGCGGACCUGGGACGCCCAGCCCAGCCUGCACAGGCGGCCCGGGCAGAUCCAGAAGUCCUCCUGGGAGGAAAUCGGGCUGCAGCUUCUGAUGCAGCCUGCAGCUGCAGCGCAGAAGGCGAGCAUGCGGAAUCAUCGCACUGGCGCCGGCAUCGCCUUGGCUGGCCUUGGUCUACUGGUCUACAACCUGGCAGGUCCACGGCUUUUUGUGUCUCCCCAGCCUGAAAUGCUGGGGAUACCGCGACAUGGCUCAGAGGCCAGGGCUGAGGCGGUGAUCAUGUGUGCUGCGAAACCGGGUGGACGGCCUGUGGAUGUGACACAAGAAGCCAUGCCCGCAAGCACAAUCAAGGUCAAGACAGGAAAAGGUGAGCUGACUGUGGAUCAGCAGUUUGACAAGAAGGAAAGGACAACCAGGUGGCUCAAAACCUUGAAGGGCAAGUUCGUGUACAGAGGCCCCAAGCCAGCGGAUCCGGACCAAUUCAUUAAGGUCAACAUUGCUGUGCCACUGGCACCAAAGCAGGCAUCAAACACCAAGAUCAUGAAUCAGGUCAUAGAAGAGCUCCGGCGCGUCAGUGGUGUUCACCCAGUUGCAACCUACUUUACAUCCAACAACGCGGAGCUAGGAUACCGCAUCGGAGAUAAAUCUGGAGCCAAAGUCAACAUAAGGGGCCAUUUGAUGAACGAUUUUCUCCAGAGGCUGAACACCAUUGUUCUGCCCCGAGUGCGAGACUUUGAAGGUUUGGAUCCGACCUCCUUCAACAGGAACGCGAACUACUGGAUGCACUUGCCCAGCCAGGAGCCCUUCAACGAGCUCGAUGAGCUGCUCGACUCGCGGGAAGUUGUCCACGGCUUCAACAUCCGCAUCCUCAACAACUGUUUCACACAGCCGGAUGCUUUGAAGCUAAUGAAAGACUUCGGUUUUCCUUUCGGCGAUCCAAAGCCGAAGCGGGUGAGGGUGCCAAAGGAUCCUUACGCAAAGUUCAAGAACAAGGGCAAGGGCAAGAAGAAGCGAUAG